GUGCGGAGCGUGUCAGCGUCCAUGGCUGGAUGGAUCUGAUGGCCUGCGAAACAAGUACAUCUUCUCUCGCUGCUUCGCUGUCCAAACAUUUUUCUUUCCACUUCUCCAGCUUCACGCGCGCGUAAACAUUCAUCGCAUCCACAGAGGUUUUCUUGAAACAUCCAUCCGGAGAAGGUCGACUCGUAUCUCGAGAGAAAGCAAUCAUGCCGAAGACCGCUGUCUUCACCACCAUUACGCCGUUGCCGGCGGGCAUCACAAGAAAGAGUGUGCUCGACAUGUACCGCGAUCAUCUAGCCAUGAUCGAUUUAAACCCAUUGGUUGUGGAACGGUUCAAGUGCAGGCCACCUAGCUAUGCGCCAACCGACGAGUACUGGUCGAUGUGGUAUACCAUCAAAGACAAGGUCUCAUAUCUACCGGGUGGCCUCGCGACAGGUUCUGUAUCCUACCACGCUUGCUUCAACGAUACAGCGGAAGGUCUCAACACACACGUGUACGCGCCGCUUGGUCUCGAUAUCCAAGGGAAGUGGACCGUGGGAGGAAGACUGCCUGGCGAGCCAAAGCCUCCGGCCGAGCCUGGCCUCAAGACUCCAAGACACGGACUGUAUAUCCGGGAAGAUGUCAAGAUGACCUGUUCAUCACUACUAUUAAGCUUUGUCAAGAGGACAUUCAAAGACUCACACGGCAAGCUUGUGGACAAACUGGUCGAGAGAGCGCACAUCCUGGAGUCAAACUUCGCGAACGAGAGGUUACAGGCACUUCGAAAUGUCGCACCUGGGGAGCGAAUGGGACACGGAGACAUCUUCAUUGCGCCACCACCAGACUACGACUACCAGCCUUCUCCCAGACACCUGCAGGUCCCUUCCCCUCGUUUCGUAUCACACACGCGAAGCCAAAGCGACCCGGUACUUUCUCCUGGCUUUUCUUCUUCCUCGACGCUCAAUGGUUCCAACGACAACUCCCCUAACUCAAAAGACCGCCCGAUGUCCUUCACCUUCGUACGCGAAGAGAGGGAGGUAGCUUCCUCCGCACCCGAGCAAGGCUCCUUCCUGCUACCAGCGACGACAUACGAUGGCGGCUUUUCACAAGUGCGUGAGCGAUCGCAAUCUUUGUUCCCUGGUAAUGCCCCGGACGAAGACCUUGAGCGCAUCUACUCCGAGCGCAUGAUCUCUCUGGCACCGCUGAGUCCGACUCAAUCACCGGAAGACUGGACCCCAGAGUACCCACCAAGGGUCUCAUACACACCUCAAGAGCGUCCCAUCUCCUUCACAUUUCCUUUCGACCCGAAGCACCCUUUUGACCGCAAGUCGACAUCUGAGACGUCGCAAUCGGACCAACAGAACCUUCUCGAUGAUAUUGACGACGCGAUUGACGAAUUCAUGUACACUUUACCCGCAACCACAUACAAGACGCUACCAGCGACUACGUACGACCCCAAACCGGCUGCCGAACCCACACUCUCCAGCGCAACAUACAACCCAGAACCGACGCUUUCCAGCACUACCUACAAACCAGAGCCAAUACUGUCGAGUGCGACCUACGACCCAAGGCACGCGCGAAAGGACUCCGUCAUGCCGUCGCAGUCUUACGCCGACGAACCACCACCAGUGCCGCUGAAGGACGACAAGUACAGGAAGGGUAGCAUCAGGGGAUAGGAUGAGACAAGGCAGCUGGUGAUGUUUGAUGACCUUUUUGUACAACAUUACUUCUGCUUCGAUAUUUUGAUUUGGGAAAAGCGUUUUUUGGUGUUUAAGCGUUUGGAUUUUACAUAUACCCUCAUGUAUCAGGCUACCGGAUAGGCUGGAUGGAGUACCUUGCACCCUUUUGUACAAAACAAAUCAUGACGGCGGAAACGCAACUUUACAAUAUCGCUCUUCCAUCGCCCAACUUGACGUGA
Molecule: messenger RNA, 1894 nt
Organism: Alternaria rosae
Lineage: Eukaryota; Fungi; Ascomycota; Dothideomycetes; Pleosporales; Pleosporaceae
Exons: 2
Coding region: 204-1652 (482 amino acids)
Source: RefSeq, a predicted model, not a curated record